This is a messenger RNA of Bubalus bubalis (water buffalo), 1350 nucleotides long. RefSeq names its product GATA zinc finger domain containing 1 (gene GATAD1). NCBI's taxonomy places the organism in Eukaryota, Metazoa, Chordata, Mammalia, Artiodactyla, Bovidae. The transcript has 5 exons. The record is from RefSeq and is a predicted model, not a curated record. Gene Ontology annotation, cellular component: nucleus. Bases 228 to 908 code for a protein of 226 amino acids. Gene Ontology annotation, biological process: regulation of DNA-templated transcription; chromatin organization. Gene Ontology annotation, molecular function: zinc ion binding; chromatin binding; sequence-specific DNA binding.
CUGGCGCCUCGAGCUGCCGAGCCUGGGGCUGGCUGUGGAGCGGGCGGAACCGGCUUCCUGCCUCCAGGGGGCGGCUGCCGCGGCCCGGUCCCGGCUUGGGCAGCUCGGCGCCGCGCCCGCGCCGCUCUUCUGUCAGUGGGAGUGGCGGGCCGGCCCGCGGGCCGCCGAAGUCGGCGGUCGCCAUUCCCGUGUCGCUGCGCCCGCGGGGGCCGCCCGAGCCGGCCACCAUGCCGCUGGGCCUGAAGCCCACCUGCAGCGUCUGCAAGACCACGUCGUCCUCCAUGUGGAAGAAGGGCCCGCAGGGGGAGAUCCUCUGCCACCACUGCACAGGCCGGGGCGGCGCAGGCGGCGGGGGCUCCUGCCCGGGGGCGGCCGGCGGCACAGGGGGCGGCGGCGGCGGCACAGGGGGUGGCUUCAGCGCCGCGACCUUCGCCAGCACCUCGGCCGCCCCUCCGCAGAGCAACGGGGGCGGGGGCGGCAAGCAGAGUAAGCAGGAAAUUCACAGGAGGUCCGCUCGGCUCAGAAACACUAAAUACAAAUCUGCUCCAGCUGCUGAAAAGAAAGUUUCCACUAAAGGGAAAGGGAGAAGACAUAUUUUUAAAUUAAAAAAUCCUAUCAAAGCUCCUGAGUCCGUUUCCACCAUAAUCACUGCAGAAUCAAUCUUCUACAAGGGAGUCUAUUACCAAAUUGGAGAUGUUGUUUCUGUAAUUGAUGAACAAGAUGGAAAACCUUACUAUGCUCAGAUCAGAGGUUUUAUCCAGGACCAGUACUGUGAGAAGAGUGCAGCGCUGACGUGGCUCAUUCCCACUCUCGCUAGCCCCAGGGACCAGUUCGACCCUGCGUCCUACAUCGUGGGAAGUGGGAAUCAUGAACCAUUAUUUCUCACUGAACAUGACAGACUGGCUUGAAGUAAUUACUCAAUUACAGACAGCAGCUCCAAUCAGCCUCAGCUUCUAGUGACAAUAUCGCUAUUUGGAAUUCCUCUCACUUCUGUGUUCCACCUGUUGUGGAAGGGAGCAAGUUUGACAAAAACACCUGUACCUUUAGUACUUCUCACCGUGGAUAGGAAAUGUGCAAGUUAAAAAGACCAUCACUUUAAAGAACGAAGGUGCUGUUGGGGAAAUAUACAGUUCGAAAAAACUCUCACUUCAGACGUCUUCUCCAAAAAGGUAGUAGAGAAAGAAAACACUAUUGACUGAGGGUUAAAUUAGAACGCGCUGCUCCAUCACAGGCAUUUGGCUAAGGUCGCAAAAACAAAGGUCGCACAAAGACCCUUUUGUGCGGCCAGGCAGGUACAGUCGCUGUACACGUGUUCUCAGAUAAACGGUAAGUGGUCAUCCGAGAACCACA